AUGGAGUAUCCUUACCUCGCAAUCGCAUCCGAGUCGACCGAAGACGUCCGUUUCGAGGACCUACAAAACAGUAUGCCGGUUGAGCUCAAUCAGAUAUUGAUGCCACCUCCACUGGAGGGCCGCCAGUCGAGCGCGAGCUUUCCCUUCAUUCCGGAGGCUGUGUUGAAAAGAGGCUUGCCAUCGACAGUCAACCACAUAACAGUACCCUCACCGCAGCCCAAUGGAUCGUCCCCACGUCUAUCAGCACCGACAUACAACAGCACUCCAAGCGCACCAUCCGCAUUCACAAGUGAUCCUUCUCCAGCGCAAUUCCAGUUGAUCCCAGAGAUGCCAGUCCAUGCUAUCAGGCGAGUUCCAAAUCAUCCCGUUGCGGAUCCUCUCCUCGACAUCACGCUCUUCGAUCUAAGUCUACCUGCCGACAUCACCAUGCCAACAGGAUACGGGCAGUCUCACAAUCUGAUGGACCACGACUCCAUCGCGUAUCCCAUCUUAGGAAGCCACAUCUUCGACUACGCCUACCAGGGACGGCAUACGUACGGCAACGUUGACGACGACGGAGGACAUGUGGCCGAACUCUCGCCUGCACCCAACCGAUGCCCCGACUGUGGAGUCACUUUCCGCGGCGGAAAGCACCAGUUCCAGCGCAAUCUGAGGAGGCAUCGCAUCCACCAUUGCCAGGUGGGCGCGACAGAAAAGUAUCCCUGCCGUUUUGGGGGGUGCGAGGCCUCGUUUACCCGGACAGACGGGCGGAAGUAUCACGAAAAGACGCAGCACCGUCUCUACAUUACCGGAAAUCCUGCAAGUACUUGA
This is a messenger RNA of Diplodia corticola, 810 nucleotides long. RefSeq lists its product as uncharacterized. The transcript has a single exon. The record is from RefSeq and is a predicted model, not a curated record. Bases 1 to 810 code for a protein of 269 amino acids. NCBI's taxonomy places the organism in Eukaryota, Fungi, Ascomycota, Dothideomycetes, Botryosphaeriales, Botryosphaeriaceae.